UCUUGCAUCGCGUAGUUCUCUGAGCAGAGCACAGCCGUCACAGAGUGUUAAAAAAAGACUUUAUCACAUCUGAAUCUUCAGCAUUUUGUCAACAAGGAUCAACAAGGUGAGGACCACGCGCCAUGGCCCCUAAGUACAAGUUCACGUACUUUAACGCGAGAGGUCGUGGCGAGCUGAUCCGGCUAAUCUUCGCCGCAGCAGGGGUGGAAUUCGAGGAUGUCAGGUUCAACUUCGAACAAUGGUUUGCCUUCAAGGCCAAAGGAACGACCCCGAUGGGCCAGAUGCCGGUUCUGGAGGUGGAUGGACAGAUGAUGUGUCAGAGUCUGGCCAUCGCUCGCUACGUCGCCAGGGAAAACGGUCUGUGCGGGAAGACCAGCUGGGAGGAGGCGCAGGCUGACAUGCUUGUGUGCGGGGCUGACGACCUCCUGACCAAGCUGAUAAAAGUUCGUUUCGAAAAAGACGAGGCUAAGAAGGAAGAGGGAAAGAAGGAUCUGGCCACGUAUGUCCCCAACUUCCUCGCCAACUACGAGAAACUCUGCGGAUCUGACGGGUAUCUUGUCGGCAAAAGUUUGACCUACGCUGACCUGGCGUUCUUCAACGUGAUGCACGACAUCCUGCAGGUGACCAGCCUGGACAAAUACCCCCGUCUGGCGCGGGUAGUGGAGAGCGUCACGGCCCACACGGGGGUGGCUGCCUGGCUCGGCAAGCGUCCUGACACGCCCUCGUAGGGCAAGAAACAAAUCCAAUGCGAUUUCAGAGCAGCAGAACUGAAAAUAUA
Branchiostoma belcheri (Belcher's lancelet) is the source of this 778-nucleotide messenger RNA. Its product is annotated as hematopoietic prostaglandin D synthase-like. The record is from RefSeq and is a predicted model, not a curated record. The transcript is spliced from 5 exons. Gene Ontology annotation, biological process: glutathione metabolic process. Bases 123 to 728 code for a protein of 201 amino acids. NCBI's taxonomy places the organism in Eukaryota, Metazoa, Chordata, Leptocardii, Amphioxiformes, Branchiostomatidae. Gene Ontology annotation, molecular function: glutathione transferase activity.